GAAGAGAGGAGGGUGUGGGGAUGGAGAAGAACACGGAAAAAAGAUGCAAAAAACCACAAAGAGACGAAAAAAGGAGCAUGAGGAGCAGCACCAAGAGGGGUCAGGGGUCAGGGGUCAGGGCUCCUUUACCGUUGAGCCCUCAUCCAUCUAUUCUGGGCUCCAGGUGUGCAGCUCUGCUCUGGACUGCUCUGGCCACGCCCACUCUCUACCUGAAAAGAGGAAGUGUGGAUUAACAUCCACCUGCUGCACGUCACCACUCAGACACAUCAGACGCUGGAGGAGAGAAGUCCUUCUGCUCGUCAGCAGCUUCACAGCACCACCUGGACUGGUCUCACGGUGCACCACCAGUGUGCCGGGCACCGUCUGGAACCGCUGACAGGUUUCACUCUGAACAAUGGGCAACACACAGGACAACGGCCUCAACGACACAACCAGCAACUACACUGACUACAGCAACUACACUGACUACAGCAACCAUUUUCAGUUUGGUAAUCUCUCUGGCUUUCCCAGUGUUGAUGAAGUUGCGUUAAUCCAGUUUGUGGUGACAUGCCUAAUCAUUUGUCUCGGCCUUCCUUUGACCCUCGGGGCCAUCUAUGGUCUUUUCUCUCUGGUGAGAAAUGGUGAAGUUGCUCCGAUCUACGUCAUCAACCUUCUCAUCUCUGACCUCAUUCAGUUCUGCUGCUUGAUCGCUGAGGUGGCAGGGCGUAAGGACAUGAACGCGUCCAAUCCUGACUACUGGGAGAUAUUUUGGGUCUUCAAGUAUAUUUACGACUACAGUCUGUUGGCCAGUAUUGGCUUCAUGGUGGUCAUCGCUCUAGAAAGGUAUUUGGUCAUCGUCCACCCACUGUGGUACCGCUUCAGACGAACCAUCAAGACCUCUAUGCUGAUCUGUGUCCUGGUCUGGAUCCUCCCUGUUGUCCCUGUCCUCACUGAGCGUUUCUAUAAUAUUUACAGUUUCGAUAUUGUCAUUUCCAUCAUCUUUCACCUCCUUCCUCUCCCACUGCUCAUAUUUUUCCUGAUUGCGACCCUCAAAGCCCUGUAUGCUUCCAUCUCGGUCCCAACUGACGAAAAACGACGAAUUGCAGGAAUGUUGAUCCUGGUGCUGCUGAUUUACACGCUGCUGUUCCUGCCAAACAUCAUUUUGAAUGUGUCCUGGUACGAUUCCUUUACCAAACCAAAUGGAUACAGCAACCGACAUCUUGACCCUCUCUAUGACCUGGCUCCUGUGUUUCUUAAGUUGAGUCCUCUGGCAGACUUAGUUCUGUAUAUGUUGAUGAGGAAAGGGACCAUACGCCAGCUUUCAGCCUGUUUGUGUCGCUGCAGAACAGACAGCAAUGAAAUCAGAUCUGUAACUGUGAACAUGCCUGGAGAGAGAGAUGGAGAGAGAACAGAAGAACUAAAGAAAAGUCCUACUGAUAUGAUCUCUAAAUCAUAGGAACUUUGUCUUGAGUGCUGUUGGGAAAUGUUUUGUUAAACCUGCUGAGGUUCACAGUGAUGACUUCAACAAGUAUGUUUAUAUUCGUGUGUUAGAUGUGAUUUAAUCUCUGUUGUUUUCAUCUUUUAAUAACAGAAACAUAUCAGAUAUUAUAUUUGGUUCACUGAGCUCAUUGAAGUCUUUGUCCUGAACCUUUCUUUCAGUUUCUGGAAUAUUUAACACAGAAACAUUAUCUUAAAAAAUGUCUUUAGGACAUUAAAGUCUCAUUAACAUUUUUUAUUCCAUGGUUUAAUGUUUUCCUGUUAUAACUCAUGUGUGUCUAUUCAAAACGAUCUAGAGUUAAUAAACUCCAAACUAUUUGUUUAUCAGUACUCAUUAAAGAUACUAUUCUGUUAAUUUUUAGUGGGAGGCAUGGUAAAUUUUGGGAU
Centropristis striata (black sea bass) is the source of this 1863-nucleotide messenger RNA. RefSeq names its product 12-(S)-hydroxy-5,8,10,14-eicosatetraenoic acid receptor-like. The record is from RefSeq and is a predicted model, not a curated record. Gene Ontology annotation, cellular component: membrane. The transcript has 5 exons. Gene Ontology annotation, molecular function: G protein-coupled receptor activity. Gene Ontology annotation, biological process: positive regulation of Rho protein signal transduction; phospholipase C-activating G protein-coupled receptor signaling pathway. Bases 395 to 1435 code for a protein of 346 amino acids. NCBI's taxonomy places the organism in Eukaryota, Metazoa, Chordata, Actinopteri, Perciformes, Serranidae.